GGCAGACAAGCCCGAGUCACCUGCUGCAGCCCAGUCGUGUUCCACCGAUUGCUAGGCGCUAGGCUCGGGAAGGCGGCGUCUAGGGGACAAAGUGCAGGGAGAUUCCUGAAGAGAUAAGAGGGAAGGCGAAGGAAGGGGGUGGAGCGAGCGCCUUGGAGAGCAAAGGUCGGGCGUCCAGGGGCCGGCCCUGCCCGCCCUGCCGGGGAGGAGGCGCCCUAGAGCCUCUUUCCACCCAGGAUGCUGAGAACCAGAAUGCGGGCCGCUGAGAAUCCAGCCCGUCCCCACCCGCCUGCGGCCGGAGGCGGGGCUGCUCUGCUCACCUGGCCGUUGGGGCGGGAUCGCCCGCGUCCCGUGGCAGCUGCGCCCACGGUGGUACUCCGGGCGCUGGAGCGGGGCUCGCCGCGGGCACUCGGCCGGACCUCCACGCCCCCCACUGUGCGCCAGGCCCUCCCCUAGCUCGCUCCCUCCCUCUGCCUCCUCCUCUGCGCCCUCCCUCCGAGCCCAGUUGCUCAAGCCGCUUCCUUCCCCACCGCCUGCGCCAGUUCCUCCCCCGGUGGGGCCCGGGAAGGGCAACGAGCACUUGACGCCGCCGCGGCCGCGAGACCAUGGCCCAGCCCCGAGGGGCCGCAGACCCGGCGCGCCCGGCCUCCCUCGCGCCUACCCCGCAGCUGCGCAGCUCGAGAGCGGACAGGGGUAGCCUGGGCAGGUACCGGGGCGCCGCUGCCGCCUCCCGGGAGCCCUCCUUCCAGGGCUCGCUGACGCUCUCCGGAGCCGGCUCGGGGCGCCGGCGGGGGCCGCGGAGGGAGCUGCCGGGGCAGCAGGGGGCGGCUCCCGCCAGGCGGCUGUCAGAGGAGCGCUCUGAGGAGCCGUCCUCCGGCGGGCUGGGGGGCAGCGGGCUUUGCCUGGAGCCGCGGGAGCACACGUGGAUCCUGGCGGCCGCGGAGGGCCGGUUUGAGGUGUUGCGGGAGUUGCUGGAGGCGGACCCCUGGCUGCUGCUGCGGGGCGACCCGAUCACGGGCUACAGCGUGCUGCACUGGCUGGCCAAGCACGGGCGCCACGAGGAGCUCAUUCUGGUGCACGAUUUCGCCAGGCGCCGGGGACUGCCGCUCGACGUGAGCGCCGCGGGUAGCGGCGGCCUCACGCCCCUACACCUGGCUGCACUACAGGGCCACGACAUGGUCAUCAAGGUGCUAGUGGGCGCCCUGGGAGCUGACCCCAUGCGCCGCGACCACAGCGGCCACCGGGCCUACCACUAUUUGCGUCCCGACGCCCCCCAGAGUCUGCGGGAGCUGUCGGGGGCAGAAGACUGGGAGCCCGCGUGUGGCAGCGAUCGCCACAACACCAACAACAACAGCAGCGGCGCCGCUUCCUGGACGUCGCGACGGACCCCGAGCGCUGCGGGCGCCACGGCUGUGGAGAAGAACAACAGAGCGGCGACCCCGCUGGCCAGAGUGAAAGACGCCGCGGGCAGCCGGGUGGCGCAAAUCCAUGGCCUCUUCCGCCAUCUGUUCCCCUUCUUCCAAGACCGUUGAGGGCGACGGAGACUAGAGAGCUAGGAGUGGGAGGCCUCUUCCUCUCGGGUUGUUCCACCACCGCCGCUGAAAAAGAGGCGCCUCUGACACAUUUUGAAUCUGUGAGGAGCAGACCACGCUGGCCCGAAUCAGGUACCUGUCCCAGGCCUCCCGCAGCCACCAGCCAGAAGGACCCGGAGACUCAGGCAGCCCCUAACAGAGGGGGAGCCCAGGAUCAAGCCCAAAAUGUUCUAGACCAACAAGUUAGGAGCAGGGAGCUAGUCUUGCUUGGGAGAGAGAACAGUAAGCGUCCUGUAGCCAUUUCUGGGCUGGCGGAAGCGCUGGUUUAUUGGGAAGCAUUCACCAGAAGAAUGAGUUAAAACUGUAAAGCACUGAUGCACAGGAAAUGCUCAGCUGCCUGCCUAACCCUGCCAUUGCUGAGUCUCACUGCACAGGUGGUCAGUCCCUGGUGAUGUACCCGGAGACUACCCAGGCCUUCCCAGUACUGUUCUGAUGUAUCACAGAUGACUUCUUAAGUAUAUUAAAGUGCAAUCGUUUCUCCCUUCA
Molecule: messenger RNA, 2078 nt
Organism: Heterocephalus glaber (naked mole-rat)
Lineage: Eukaryota; Metazoa; Chordata; Mammalia; Rodentia; Bathyergidae
Gene: Sowahd
Product: sosondowah ankyrin repeat domain family member D
Molecular function (GO): protein binding
Source: RefSeq, a predicted model, not a curated record